AAGUGGGCCACGGAAAUAUUGCAUUAGCUUCUCGUAUGACGUGGGUUCAGGACUGUCAGUUUGGGUUGCAGGGAUUCCAAACUUAAACACGUUCAAGUGUUUAUGUACUUGGAUUCUAAACUCAGGUGCUUAGAUAUCUCUUUCCGUGUUAAACACAAUCAGGGUUAUUAUAUGGAUUAUGCCAGCUUAGGUGUGAUGAAGUGUUUUGAGUGUGGAGAUGAGGAAAUCUGUACUCUGUCCUAGAUAGCCUGGAGAGGGCGCUCUAGGAUUUGCUCGAGACUCAUCAGAAACCAAACAAAACAACACUCACUUCCUGGCGGGAUUCAAACAGCAAGCUGCUUUAAAUGAGCACGGGAAUUUUAGAAUUAAGUAACAAAUAUGAAAAAGGAGACCUCCGAAAUUUUUUGCAUUAUUGCAAAUAAAACGAAUGAUGUUAUAAUCAUAAGCACCGAAUAAAAACUCGGGGCAGAAAUUGUUUGAGGAUAUAGUUAAAAGUGUUGAAUUGUUCAUAUAUCCGACGGACCUUGAAGGGGACAUCAUGCAAACAGAAUCCGCGACAUUUUAACUGCGAAUUUGUGACGGACAAGAGCAUGUGUUAGUAACUAAGAUAAACUAUUUAUAGCUAGCAAGCACUCCCUUAAAGCGUUUUUUAAUUUUAUGUAAUUAAAUUCUUAAAAUAACUUCAGUAAAACCUUAUUAAUUCCUAAGUUGUAAUAUAAUAGCUUGGCAUAUUGUGAAGCCGGAGUGAGAUUUGCACUCUGUUUUAACGUCAACUCGGGAUACUUGUAAAGUUAAGGUGAUUUUUUUUUUUUAUCAGUCUUUGGGAUUAGUGCUGGUUUGACAUCCCGCACAUGGACAACACCAGUUUAGAUCAGACGGUGGAGACUGUGGGGCAGAAUGAGGGUCCGGCUGCUGAGGAUUACCCAGCACAAGAAGACACCUCACCAGCAGACAUGCUGAGAAUCAAGCAGCAGAUGGCGAACCAGUGUUUUGAGAUGACUGUGCAGCUCAACGCAGGAAAAAGCAAGCGGCCCUGCAGCACUUCUCAGGCAGAAAGAGAGCUGCCAGACUGCGUCUCGGAGCUUGAACAUGUGAAGACGGUCCAUUUCAACAGCACCCUGGCUCUGCACAGAAUCCAGAUGUGGAACGCUAUAGGAGAAAAAAUGAAGCAGACGGAUCCAGAUGCAACAGACCUGAAGGCUGUGAGUGCUCGCUGCAUGGCUCUGUGUUCGCAGAUAAAACGGCUCCAGAUAGAGACCAGAAAUCUGCAAGAUGAAAUUACAGAAAUACAGAAGGAGAGACUGGAGAUUAAACGACUCACACAUGAAAAAAUGAAAGAGACGCAGGAGUUAUUGUCCAACAAAGAGCAGCCAGACUCAGAAAAGUACAAAGCGGUGCUGGAGAAAGGCCAAGUGAACGUGGAGACUUAUAAGAAGAUGAUCAUAAUGGCACAGAAUGUCCUCAGGGGCAUCCUGUUGGCGUGUAAAGUUAACUGGCUGGAUGAGCCCAACCUCCGUGAAAUUGUAAUGACGUUGGAGGACUUUCCUAUCUCUGACUAGAGCAAACGUUAAUUUAUCUCAAUUGUAUGUUUUUAGUAUUGUGUUAUUUAAUAAAAAUGUGUCAAACCCC
Xiphophorus hellerii (green swordtail) is the source of this 1629-nucleotide messenger RNA. It is a transcript of the gene cenph, whose product is annotated as centromere protein H. The transcript has 10 exons. The record is from RefSeq and is a predicted model, not a curated record. Gene Ontology annotation, molecular function: kinetochore binding. Gene Ontology annotation, cellular component: kinetochore; nucleus. Lineage: Eukaryota; Metazoa; Chordata; Actinopteri; Cyprinodontiformes; Poeciliidae. The coding region runs from base 852 to 1559 and encodes 235 amino acids. Gene Ontology annotation, biological process: chromosome segregation; kinetochore assembly; mitotic spindle organization.